This is a messenger RNA of Elephantulus edwardii (Cape elephant shrew), 837 nucleotides long. RefSeq names its product 1-acylglycerol-3-phosphate O-acyltransferase 2 (gene AGPAT2). Gene Ontology annotation, biological process: phosphatidic acid biosynthetic process. Gene Ontology annotation, molecular function: 1-acylglycerol-3-phosphate O-acyltransferase activity. NCBI's taxonomy places the organism in Eukaryota, Metazoa, Chordata, Mammalia, Macroscelidea, Macroscelididae. Gene Ontology annotation, cellular component: endoplasmic reticulum; membrane. The record is from RefSeq and is a predicted model, not a curated record. The coding region runs from base 1 to 837 and encodes 278 amino acids. The transcript has 6 exons.
AUGGAGCUCUGGCCGUGGCUCAGCGCGGCGCUGCUGCUGCUGCUGCUCCUGGCGCAGCUCAGCCGCACGGUCAAGUUCUACGCCAAGAUCAUCCUGUACUGCGUGCUCUGCUUUUGCACAUCCACCGUGGUCACCGUGCUGUGCCUGCUGCGCCAUGGCGGCCGCACGGUGGAGAACAUGAGCAUCAUCAGCUGCUCUGUCCGCGCCUUCAAGUAUGUCUACGGGCUGCGCUUUGACAUCAAGGGCCGUGAGAAGCUCGAGCUGGACCAGCCGUGUGUGAUCAUCUCCAACCACCAGAGUGUCCUGGACAUGAUGGGCCUCAUGGAGAUCCUGCCCAAGCGCUGUGUGCAGAUAGCCAAGCGGGAGCUGCUGUUCCUGGGCCCGGUGGGCAUCAUCAUGUAUCUCGGGGGCGUCGUCUUCAUCAACCGGCAGCGCUCCAGCACCGCCAUGACCGUAAUGGCCCAAGUGGGAGAGCACAUGGUCAAGGAGAACCUCAAAGUGUGGAUCUACCCCGAAGGUACACGGAACAGCAACGGGGACCUGCUACCCUUUAAGAAAGGCGCCUUCUACCUGGCCGUCCAGGCCCAGGUGCCCAUCAUUUCUGUGGUGUAUUCCUCCUUCUCUUCCUUCUACAACCCCGAGACAAAGCUGUUCACCUCAGGAACAAUCAAGGUGGAGGUGCUGGAUGCUAUUCCCACCACUGGUCUCACAGUGGCCGACAUCCCCAAGCUCAUGGAGACCUGUCAUCAGGACAUGAGGAACACCUUCUUCCGUCUGUCCAAGAUGCCCCAGGGGAAUGGGGCUGUUAAGCAGCCACAAGCCCGGCUGGCCCAGUAG